AUGACCAGCACCCAACCCUUGCUGUUCUCAUCUUUAAGCUCCAAGCCAAAUCCUGGAGAGGAUGAGGUAGAACUGAACUGCUGGUUCAACGAAGAUUUCAAGUUCAUUCUGCUGCCCGUGAGCUAUGCCAUUGUCUUCAUCCUAGGCCUGGGCCUCAAUGCUCCAACUCUCUGGCUCUUCCUCUUCCGCCUCCGCCCCUGGGAUGCAACAGCCACUUAUAUGUUCCAUUUGGCCUUGUCAGAUACAUUGUAUGUGUUAUCCCUGCCCACUCUCGUCUACUACUAUGCAGCCCACAACCACUGGCCCUUUGGCACUGGGCUCUGCAAGUUCAUCCGUUUCCUCUUCUACUGGAACCUCUAUUGCAGUGUGCUGUUUCUCACCUGCAUCAGCGUACACAGAUAUCUGGGCAUCUGCCACCCACUGCGAUCACUGCGCUGGGGCCGCCCUCGCUUUGCAAGACUUCUCUGCCUGGCAGUUUGGUUGGUGGUAGCUGGCUGUCUGGUGCCCAACUUGUUCUUUGUCACAACCAGCAUCAGAGGGGCCAACAUCCUAUGCCAUGACACCACUCGGCCUGAGGACUUUGAUCACUAUGUACAUUUCAGCUCUGCAGUCAUGGGUCUGCUCUUUGGCUUUCCCUGCCUGGUGACUCUGGUGUGCUAUGGGCUCAUGGCCCGGCGCCUGUAUCAGCCCUUGCCAGGGGCUGCUCAAUCAUCCUCUCGUCUGCGUUCUCUGAGGACCAUCAUUGUGGUGUUGACAGUCUUCGCUGUGUGUUUCGUACCUUUCCACAUCACCCGCACCAUUUAUUAUCUGGCAAGGCUGCUGGGAGCUGACUGCCACGUGUUGAACAUUGUCAACGUGGUCUACAAAGUGACUCGGCCACUGGCCAGUGCUAAUAGCUGUCUGGAUCCAGUGCUCUACCUGUUUACUGGGGACAAAUAUCGUCGCCAGCUCUGGCAGCUCUGCAGAAGGGGUAGGCAUCAGCGCCCCACAACUGCCUCCUCCCUGGCACUGGUGACCCUGCCUGAGGAUAGCAGCAGCAGGUGGGCACUUGCCUCUCAGGACUACGGCUCUUCUACCACAAGGGCACUACACUGGGAGCUGAAAAGGAAGGAAAAGGGGCUGAGUGCAGGACAGAGGUGA
Messenger RNA from Dipodomys ordii (Ord's kangaroo rat), 1140 nucleotides. RefSeq names its product pyrimidinergic receptor P2Y, G-protein coupled, 4 (gene P2ry4). Gene Ontology annotation, cellular component: plasma membrane. Lineage: Eukaryota; Metazoa; Chordata; Mammalia; Rodentia; Heteromyidae. The record is from RefSeq and is a predicted model, not a curated record. Gene Ontology annotation, molecular function: G protein-coupled purinergic nucleotide receptor activity; G protein-coupled UTP receptor activity. Bases 1 to 1140 code for a protein of 379 amino acids. Gene Ontology annotation, biological process: G protein-coupled receptor signaling pathway; transepithelial chloride transport. The transcript has a single exon.